Messenger RNA from Eptesicus fuscus (big brown bat), 807 nucleotides. RefSeq names its product gap junction protein beta 7 (gene GJB7). Gene Ontology annotation, biological process: cell communication. The transcript has a single exon. The record is from RefSeq and is a predicted model, not a curated record. NCBI's taxonomy places the organism in Eukaryota, Metazoa, Chordata, Mammalia, Chiroptera, Vespertilionidae. Gene Ontology annotation, cellular component: connexin complex. Bases 1 to 807 code for a protein of 268 amino acids.
AUGAGUUGGAUAUUCCUCAGAGACCUCCUAAGUGGAGUAAAUACAUACUCAACUGGGAUUGGGAAGAUUUGGCUGACUGUUGUGUUCGUCUUCCGUUUGCUGGUCUACAUGGUGGCAGCAGAGCAUGUGUGGAAAGAUGAGCAGAAAGAGUUUGAGUGCAACGUUAGACAGCCGGGUUGUGAAAACGUGUGUUUUGACUACUUCUUCCCCAUCUCCCAGGUCAGACUUUGGGCCUUACAACUGAUCAUGGUCUCCACGCCUUCACUUCUGGUGGUUCUACAUGUAGCCUAUCGUGAGGGUAGAGAGAAAAGGCACAGAAAGAAACUGUAUGUUAGCCUAGGUACGAUGGAUGGGGGCCUGUGGUACACUUACCUUAUCAGUCUCAUUGUUAAAAUUGGUUUUGAAAUUGGCUUCUUGGUUUUAUUUUACAAGCUGUAUGAUGGCUUUAGUGUUCCUUACCUUAUGAAGUGUGAUCUGAAGCCUUGUCCCAACACUGUGGACUGCUUCAUGUCCAAACCCACCGAGAAAACCAUCUUCAUCCUCUUCAUGGUGGUUACCUCAUGCCUGUGUAUUGUGUUGAAUUUCACUGAACUGAGCUUUUUGGUUCUCAAGUGCCUUCUUAAGUGCUGUCUCCAAAAAUACUCUAAAAGACCCAAGUCCUCAGUGUGUGAGUGCCCCAACCUUAGAUAUGUUGAAUGUGAUGAGUUAGGGGCCCCUCCGCUACUCCAGAAUCACCCUUCAGCCUCUGCCAUAAGCACAACCCGGGGAAGUGAAACAAAGCUACUUUGCAACACACUGGAAGGUUAA